GAUGCCACCGCCACAGGAGGAGCAGCAGCAGCCGCACCGGCCUCAAGGAGGCCGCCGUCCCCGCCCACCUCCCGCGCCGCCACCCAUGGCGUACUCCGACGACAUGGUGGCGUUCUACGACGCCUGGGUGGGCCGCGAGGAGCAGAUCGUGGCCGACCUCACGGCCGCGCUGGCCCUGCCGCCCCGGCGCCAGCGCGACGCGCUGGCGCCGCUCGUGGACGCCGCCGUCGACCACGUCGCCGCCUACUACGAGCACAAGGCCCGCCUCGCCGACCGCGACGUGGUGGCCGCUCUCGACCCGCGCUGGCUCAACCCGCUCGAGCGCACCUUCCUGUGGGCCUGGGGCUGGAAGCCCGCGCUCGUGUUCCGCUUCGUGGAGGCCGGCGGCGGCGGCGGCGGCAUGGGCCCCGCGCAGCGGCGCGCGCUCGAGGACCUCCGCGCCGCCACGGCGGCCGCGGAGCGGGGGGUGGACCGCGAGGUGGCGGCCGCGCAGGAGUCCCUGGCGGGCCCGCGCGUGCUGGCCGCGCUGCGCCGCCAGGCCCCGCGGGACGGGGGUGAGGCGGACGACGCCGUGGCCGAGGUCGGGCGCUCGCUGCGCGUGCUGCUGGGCGCGGCCGACGCGCUGCGGGAGCGCACGCUGCGCGGCGUCGUCGGCCUGCUGGCGCCGGACCAGGCGGGCGCGUUCCUGGCGGCCAUGCUCAGGUUCCACCUCGGCGUCCGCCGCGCCGGCCGCGACUGGAGCCCCGGCCAUCGGGGCGUCUAAUGCGCAUCGUGUCAAAACGGCCGUCGUCAAGCUAAGUCUCAGGUUGGUCUCAGGAGCUCAAAGUCCAGCGUCGUCGUGUGUCAGCGUCAAGAGUCAGUGAGGUGGUCGGAGUCUCUGUUUUCGUUUUCCCGGUCGGUUGGUACUUCGUGUGUCUGUAGCGGAUUUCAGAGGAUCUAUCAAUGGAAUCUGGUGAGUUCGUGUCCAACUGUAGGGUUGGUCCAAGCAAAAGCGUGGGCAUUUGCAGUUUUGCACUUGUUCAGUAUUCGCA
This is a messenger RNA of Panicum virgatum (switchgrass), 1031 nucleotides long. Its product is annotated as protein DOG1-like 4. NCBI's taxonomy places the organism in Eukaryota, Viridiplantae, Streptophyta, Magnoliopsida, Poales, Poaceae. The coding region runs from base 2 to 763 and encodes 253 amino acids. Gene Ontology annotation, biological process: DNA-templated transcription. The transcript has a single exon. Gene Ontology annotation, molecular function: sequence-specific DNA binding. The record is from RefSeq and is a predicted model, not a curated record.